Penicillium pulvis is the source of this 1548-nucleotide messenger RNA. RefSeq lists its product as uncharacterized. The transcript has a single exon. The record is from RefSeq and is a predicted model, not a curated record. NCBI's taxonomy places the organism in Eukaryota, Fungi, Ascomycota, Eurotiomycetes, Eurotiales, Aspergillaceae. The coding region runs from base 1 to 1548 and encodes 515 amino acids.
AUGGCGGACUCGCAGAACCACCUGCCAGAUCUCUGGCUAACUCUCGCAGCCGCAGACGAUGGCUGUGCAGAGCUUCAUCCUAUCAAUUGUCAUAUCAAUCGUCUUCAGAAUGGUAAAGAGAGCCUGUCGGUUACAAAAUCUUCAUCAAGCAGCGUGUCUCCCCUCUCUGAAUUCAACGAGGAGGGUUUGGUGACCGAGAUGAGAUCGCCCCUCCGCUCGCCGGCUCUCGUAUCCGAGCAAACAGCUGAUGUGACAAUGAAAGAUGUUAUUGAUGAUACAUCCAUGUUGGCACAAGAUGGAUUGGAGAAAAACCGAGCCGACCGAGCCUCAACCCAUGACUCCGAUGCCCUCACCGAGAUCGACGACGCCAUCAAGCACUAUGAUGUGGGCCCUCCCUACACCCAAAUGGUGACUACACCAGAGCACUUUCUAGAUCCACAUGCUCCACGAGUCAGUUACGAGCUCUUUGAGAAAACCGGACUCUCUGAGAUCAAAGAGACUCCCAAAAAGGCCUCUCGAUUCCUGCAGACUUUUACGUUUUCCCCAACACGUUCGCCUGGCAAUUGGAAGAUUCAGAAAUACCGGGGACCUGCAAAGUGUCUUCCACUCCAUCUUCUUCAGAUACUUGACGAAUGGCAUCAGAACAAUCCGCUUGAAGCGCCCCCUUGUCAAUGGAAGGGGCGAACCGAGGGAACCCAGAAAUGGGAGAAUUUCAAGAUCUUCGAUCAAGAAGGUGACGAAUAUGAGGUAUCGAUCUUCAAGAUAACAGUCACGCGUCCGAAGUUCCGCAUGUACAACCUUAUGAUCUUACAUUCAGAGAAAGCACCAGAGGUUUUUGUGGAUUGCGCUGCGAACUGCCGCCCCCCAAACAUGAGAGGGACUGGCUUUCAGGGCCUGUAUGUCGUUGCCUGGCUUGGACUUGCACAAGGAUUUGAGAAUGAAAAUUGUGGUAUUUGGGUUUGGGCCCCAGAAGGAAUCGAUAUUCCUUUCCGCCCCGGAUGGUUUACCCUUGAGAAGCGAAACAAGCAGUCGAAACCAAUUAAGACUGAGAAAAGCCCGACCCCGAUUACUCCAAGAAAGAGCGCUCAAAGCCGCCCUGUAACCUUUCACAGUCCAGAAUCCGAUACUAUGCCUGCCCCGUACUCCGAGAAGCAAGGCAUCAAGUAUGAGUCGGAUGAAGAGGGUGUUGUUGCUUCCACUCGUGUUUGCCGAAAUCUGUUUUCGCCCCCGCCUAUCCGUUUCAAACUACGGUCUGAUACUUCACCCAAUGUCCGAAUUUUUGCUUUCAACGACCAGACUGACAGUCGUGCUGUCUUCAACAAAGCUCGUGAAUUCUACCAGGAUAAGGAUUUCUUCCGUGAGAUGGCACUUUUGUGCAAAGUACCUGGACAGGAGGAGCCUCGAUACAUUGGAGAAGGGUGUGAAGAUGAAUUUGAUCUUCUUUGUGAUGAUAUCAAGAAGCUUUCUUUGUACCAAGAUGAAGUCGGUAUUACUGCGAUGAAGCCUGCUGGUCCCUUGACUGUCGAAGCUACACUGGUCUCAAAUUGA